CAGACAACUCGCGCAUUAUUGAACUUUACACUGCUUUGGACCAAGACAUAAAGCUCUCAUCGAACAUUUUUUUUAUAAAUUACUCAUAUUAACAUUAUUAUUGCUAAUCUUGUCUGCGUUUUUGGAGUUUUCUACAUCGGGACCGGGACGUUUUGUCAACUUCAACUACAGAUCUCAUACCGAUCGGUGAUGCAAAUGUAUUUUAGCGUUACCAGUUCGACUCCAGCCCCUUAAAGCCGUGGCCCGAUGCUGAGGAAUGGAUAGUGUGUCUGGUAAAGGUGGAAAGAUGGUCGAGAGUGAUGAGCAGCAGUCGGAGAGGGAUAGUAGCGCUGGUGCAGCGAUGGCCGCGUUACAUCAAUGCGAACUCAUCCAGAAUAUGAUUGAAAUCUCCAUCUCCAGUUUACAGGGGCUCCGGACCAAAUGCGCCGCGUCUAACGAUCUCACACAGCAAGAAAUACGCACUUUAGAGGUGAAGCUGAUGAAGUACAUCUGUAAACAGCUGCAGUGCAAACAGAAAGUGCCAGAGACCGAGAGGCCUGAAGCCCUGGACAGCUACCCGAGGCUUGGGGACUGGCUGCGUACCAUCAACCUUCGGCCAGAGCUUAUCGAAGCAGUGCCAGUGAAGCUUUCCUUGGAUGCCUUACUGCAAAUGCCAGCUUCUCAGGUGCAAGAGAUCAUGAGAAGACUAGGCUCCAGUUCAGAGGAGUGUGCUCGACUCAGCGCUGCUCUCUCCUGUCUCAAGAGCGCCACUGAAUCAGGAGGUGAGCUGAGGGAGGAUGGCGGGCCCUGGCUAUCUGAACCCACCAGGAGGGACAGCGGCUCCCUGCUUAGUGUUGACCAGCUGACUGCUAUGGGCACUCCUCUCCGCCCUCACAGCCCCUCGCCUCUAGCCCGCCCAUCCACCACGCCAUCCACUCCCUCAACCCCCUGCAGUGCCUGCUCCCAUCCCCGCUCAGGCUCUGUGUCAGCAGUACCCACUAUGGAGGCACAGGGGUCUAACAUCUAUGGUGACAGUCCCCUCACAGACCCCUUCCACAUGACCUUAGCCCGCACAGCCCGGCUCCACGGACACACCUCCACUCCACCCAUAACGCCACCCUCCAGAAGGCGCCACCGGCUCAAGCCCCCCUGCACCCCUCCACCUCCCUCCCGGAAAGUGCUGCACCUCCUACCCAACAUCACGCUGACCCGCAGCAAAAGCCACGAGUCUCAGCUGGGCAACCGUAUCGAAGACCCUCCUACCAACAAGUGUGCUAAAAAGAAUAAGCUGUUCCUGAAUAUGCAAAUCAAUGGGAAUGGAUGUGAGGACUCACCCUCCCGUUUCCCCGUCAUGUCCGCUCGUACCCCGGGAGCAACCCCAUCCGCGGCCACCGCGCCCUACACCCUGCCUGGCACCCCCACCCUAAUGGAAGAGCACAGCAGCAUCAAGAAUAACGUAGCAGUGCACCGCAGCUCCCCACAAGCAGUGCGGAGGGACAUAGGCCUGGCGGUAACACACAGGUUUUCAACAAAGUCAUGGCUUUCCCAAACAUGUCAGGUGUGCCAGAAGAACAUGAUGUUUGGGGUUAAAUGCAAACACUGUCGGUUAAAGUGCCACAACAAGUGUACAAAAGAAGCUCCCUCCUGCAGAAUCUCCUUCCUCCCAAUUGCCAAAAUCAGGAGGACUGAGUCUGUACCAUCGGACAUCAAUAACCCUGUAGACCGACCAUCAGAAGCCCCGCAGUUUGGCACGUUACCAAAGGCCAUCACCAAAAAGGAUCACCCUCCAGUGUUGAACCAGCUGGACUCCAGCAGCAAUCCAUCCUCCACCACCUCCUCCACCCCUUCCUCCCCUGCACCAUUUCAGCAGAGCAACCCUCCCAGUGCCACCCCGCCACCCAACCCCUCGCCCAAAGGCCAUCGGGACAGCCGCUUUCACUUCCCAGACGUGUCCAGUCCGGCUAGUUUGCACUCCGAGGUCCUCCAAGACACUGUCAAUGAGAUAGAGCAAUCAACAGAUGACAUUCACAAUGACCUGGUUGAAGAUGAAGAUGAAGAGGAGGAAGGAGAGGAGGAAGUCGAAGAUGAAGACCCAGAUGUGGAGGAGGACAACAGGGACGAGGAAGAGGACCAAGAUGAGGAAGAGGAGGGUGAGGGAGAGGAAGAAGACGACGGGGAAGGGAGUGGGAUGAAUGGGGGUUCGGAUGGGGAGUAUGAAGGCGAUGAGCUGGAUGACCUGCCCAGCUCGAGGGGGAGCCAGUGGAAGGGCCCCAUCUCCCGCAAGGCAAGUCAGACCAGUGUGUACCUGCAGGAGUGGGACAUUCCCUUUGAGCAGCUGGACCUGGGGGAGCUGAUAGGAAAGGGCCGCUGGGGCAAAGUGCACAAGGGACGCUGGCACGGAGAGGUGGCCAUCCGGCUUCUGGAGAUUGAUGGAAACAACCAGGACCAUCUAAAGCUGUUCAAGAAGGAAGUGAUGAACUACAGACAGACCAGGCACGAGAAUGUGGUCCUCUUCAUGGGGGCCUGUAUGGCUCCACCCCACCUGGCCAUAAUUACCAGUUUCUGUAAAGGGAGGACACUGUAUUCGGUCGUGAGAGACACUAAAAACAGUCUUGAUAUUAACAAGACGAGACAAAUAGCUCAAGAGAUUGUCAAGGGAAUGGGAUACCUGCACGCAAAAGGCAUUGUUCACAAGGACUUGAAGUCAAAGAACGUCUUUCAUGACACCAAUAAAGUUGUGAUCACAGACUUUGGGCUGUUUGGGAUCUCUGGAGUUGUCCAGGAGGGGAGGCGUGAAAACAAGUUAAAGCUUCCACAUGGCUGGAUCUGUUACCUUGCACCAGAGAUUGUUCGUCGGAUGAGUCCUGGGAACAACGAGGACCGCCUUCCUUUCUCCACUGCAGCAGACGUGUAUGCCUUCGGCACUAUUUGGUACGAGCUUCAAGCUAGGGACUGGCCAAUCACCAAUCAGCCAGUGGAAGCGACUAUCUGGCAGGUGGGGAGUGGAGAGGGUAUUAAGAAGGUCCUGGCGGAGAUCAGCCUCGGCAAGGAGGUCACAGAAAUCCUCUCUGCCUGCUGGGCGUAUGACCUGAGAGAGAGGCCCACCUUUACCCAGCUUGCUGACAUGCUGGAGAAGCUGCCUAAACUCAAUCGUAGGCUGUCCCACCCUGGCCACUUCUGGAAGUCGGCAGAGUAUGUAUCCUAGAGAUGAAGGAGGAUGUGAAGGCACCGGACAUGGUGGUGGUGGUGUUGAGGGGUGAGGGGGCUGGUCUGGUCUUGAGGGACUGAACCGCCUCACACUCAACUAUACACCCUCUUUCACUGAUCCAUUGUAUUCAUUCAGAUGUAUGGCAGAUAAAGGCUCCAUGUUUAUAUCUACUUUUACACUCUGUUAUUUAAGGUACACUGGCUUCAGAACGACAAAUGUAUUUAUCUGGCACCGACUCCAUCUCGGGGGCAGACGAAUUGAAUUUGGUUGAAUGAGAGCUUGAUGUGUUUAUCAAGGUUGUAUGAAUCCUCCCACUAGGAGAAGUGAUGUUUAAGUAUGACAAAAAGGGAAAUUAUUUAUGUUUUAUAUUUCUGCGCUCAUAGCUUGUCCAGGAAUAUAUAAAAAUGAUUGUGGGGGUUCAUAGAUUAAAGUGAUAGUUCACCCUCAUGCUUGGGAGAAGCCUGGAUUAGUGUUCCUUUUCCAUACAACACUGAAGGAACUAUCCAACAAAAUAGCAGAGCAGUAGAGGAUGGUGGCCAGUGUGUGAGACUUCCAAAAAUGACAAAAAAUUACCAUUAAAGUACUCCAAAAAGCUCAUGCAGCACAAUCUGAAGCCAUACAACAGACUGAAAUUUAAAUCAUUAUAUGCUUAAAAUCUUUCCUUCAUUCUUGGCUUUCAGAACAAACGUCAAAGUUCAGAGACGUUCAAGCAAAGAUGUUCUCAUAAGAAACAGAGGUAUUCUUCCGAGAACAUCUCUGAACAUCUCUGAAUGUCUCUGUACUUGAACGCGCCCAUCUGUGGUUCGCUCUGAAAGUGAAGAAGGAAGGGAAGAUUUACAGUAUAUAAUGGUUUAUAUUUUGGUCUUUUCCACCAUCCACUUCAGUCAUUUGUUAAAAUGCUGCUGUGGUAUUUUUGCUGGAUAAAUCCUUUGGUGUUGCAUGGAAAUAUAAUGCUAAUCCAGAUUUCUACUGGCAUGAGGGUGAGUAGAUAAUUACAGAAGUUUCAUUUUGGAGGUAAACUACCCCUUUAAGUAGGGUUUUGUGACCUGGACCAGUGCCCUACACACCUGUUUUAACACUUCUUUUCAGCCCUAUGCAUCUGUGCACAUGCUUAUAUAGAUACCCCUGAUUGAACUUUACUUUCACACCUUCUCCUUUUAGUUCAACUUGUUGUUAAUGCUUUGCCCCUUCAGAAACCUCUGUCACCUUUGCUAAAAAAAAAAAAACAACAACUAACUGACAAUCUAUCGAGGUGCUUAGCUGGUAAUCCUACUUGUUCAAAUGUGACCUUGGUUUAGCCAAUGCAUGAAAUAAUUGUGGGUUCGAUGCCAUUGUGACAGAAGAAUCCAGACAAUCCACUAAAAAGCUCUGUGGACGCAGAGUGCUAAAAUGGAUGUGGCUUAAUCUGAGUUAUUUUUAACGGGGCAGGCAGGCAAAGGUUUCCCUGCCUCAUGUUGUGUAUCUAUCUUUAUGUAUAUAGUAUUAUAUCAUACUACUCUUCUAAUCACUCUCUCUAAUUGAGAGCCUAUUUCAUUUCACUAACCUUCUAACUCUUUGUCUUCCUUCGUUCUUUCUCUCUUUCCUGUUUCCCUUUCCCUUUUUUUUAAUCUAGGUUGUAGCAGUCACUCUGAAACAUAAAGCAAUCCAAAACAAAGCCUGGGUCUGCCUUGCAUGCUCCCGAAUCCUUCACUCUUUAAGGAUUGAUCAAAGCAUUGCCUUUGCCUGAAACACACUGCUUCCACUAAUCCACCGUCCGAUCUUCCGUGUCUAACCGUUUCGUUUUCUUGGGUGCGAGAGAGGAUUGUUGGACUCUGUUGCAAGUGGCGUCCACUUUCCGCCUCAGCACUUUCCUUCAUCUAAAAUCUCUUUUGCCUUUAUUUUUUUUCUCUUUGAUUUUGUUAUUGUUUCAUUUUGUUCUGCUAUUCUUUUGGACUCUGAAGCUUGGUGUCGGUGCUGAGACUGAUAAGUGUGUUGUGGUCUAUGCCUGCUGAGGGCCGCCCUGUCCUUGGCCUGCUCUCCCUUCUCUGUGCUGCUGUGAUGUGGUUAUUCUCGCUGGGGCCCCGACCACAUUGCCCCCCCUCACCCUUCUCUCUCUGUCUGUCUCUCUCACACACUCACUCUCUCUCUCUCUCUCUCUCUCUCUCU
Lampris incognitus (smalleye Pacific opah) is the source of this 5332-nucleotide messenger RNA. RefSeq names its product kinase suppressor of ras 1a (gene ksr1a). Gene Ontology annotation, molecular function: protein kinase activity; ATP binding. NCBI's taxonomy places the organism in Eukaryota, Metazoa, Chordata, Actinopteri, Lampriformes, Lampridae. Gene Ontology annotation, biological process: protein phosphorylation. The record is from RefSeq and is a predicted model, not a curated record. The transcript has 19 exons. The coding region runs from base 257 to 3184 and encodes 975 amino acids.